AUGUUUCUAAGUGCCCUUCCUCGAACUACACUGCGAACCUCCAGAAAUGGGUUACUUUUAAGCAGAUCUUUGUCUGUCACAACUUCCUCUUGGCAACAAGCUGAAGGAGCUAACAAAAAAUCCAAACCGGCAGACUUUAACCCGAGACAUCUGGGUAUCUCUUCAGAGCUGUACAUUCCUCCGUCAUAUAAGAAUCUACCAAAUUUUUUUCGUCAUCCAGUCGUCUUCAGCAAUGCUCUAAUCAGGCGCAUAUACACGUUCGGUCUCAAUACGGUACAAGUUGCAUUGUUCAGAUACCAAUCGGGCUUCAAGCCUAAUUUCCUUCUUUGGAAAAACAGAGCCAUUGAAAGUUAUGUUCAGGUUAAUAAAGCGUUUGCCGCGAGAAAUCUGGCAUCGGUCAAGCCCCAUAUUUCCUUGUGGGUCGAGGAAUCUUUAAGUUCAAGAGCCAAACAAAUUCCAAAAACUAUAGACCUUGACUGGCAACUACUCAAAUUUCAUAAGGUUCCCAAGCUCACCUCAGUGCAAGUUAUGAUGAUUCCUGGUCGUCCAUUGGAGCAUAUUCAGCUCAUCUAUAAGUUUGAGACAAAACAGAGACUCAUCAAGCUCAACAAACGCACGCAUGAGACUGAAAAUCUGGACCGGGAUGUUACAGAUUAUGUAGCUUUUCUGUGUGACGCUUCUACUGAUGAGCUCAUUCUAAUUGGUUCAGUUUUCGAGAGUCAUCCUCAGGCUAAACUUCCAAAAAAUUACGAAGAUAACAUGCAGACAGCAAUCCAAAGAAUGAAAACUUGUGGUGAUCUUUACCGUGUAGACGUUAAAGACAAAUAG
Molecule: messenger RNA, 828 nt
Organism: Lachancea dasiensis
Lineage: Eukaryota; Fungi; Ascomycota; Saccharomycetes; Saccharomycetales; Saccharomycetaceae
Source: the annotation of a GenBank genome assembly